Messenger RNA from Cylicostephanus goldi, 204 nucleotides. The record is from the annotation of a GenBank genome assembly. NCBI's taxonomy places the organism in Eukaryota, Metazoa, Nematoda, Chromadorea, Rhabditida, Strongylidae.
AUGAUUAUUCCAAUUCGCUGUUUCACUUGUGGGAAGGUAAUCGGCAACAAGUGGGAGGCUUAUCUUGGUCUGUUACAAGCGGAGUACACUGAAGGUGAUGCCCUGGAUGCGUUAAAUCUUCGCCGUUAUUGCUGCCGACGUAUGCUACUUUCGCAUGUGGACCUGAUCGAGAAACUCUUGAAUUACCACCCACUGGAAAAGUGA